This is a messenger RNA of Colletotrichum godetiae, 1669 nucleotides long. RefSeq lists its product as uncharacterized. Bases 118 to 1626 code for a protein of 502 amino acids. Lineage: Eukaryota; Fungi; Ascomycota; Sordariomycetes; Glomerellales; Glomerellaceae. The record is from RefSeq and is a predicted model, not a curated record. The transcript has 2 exons.
UUGCCGUCGCCAGAAGCGACUCCGGAGGUCGAAGAUGGUAGGAUCCAGGCUGAACGAAGGAGAACCGCUGCUGCAGCGCAGCAGCUUCCCGAUGUUCCCGCAGGCAGCACGGGCAACAUGGACGUAGACAAAGCUACUCAGCCCCAAAGUGGCGCCGGUGCACACGUCGGCGAGGUUCCAGCGCAGAUUCAGCGCAUCCUUGGUUGCGCCGAUGAUUCCUAUGCGGAAAUCCUGGAAGUCAGACCGGACGCCACGGAAAAGGAGACGGCGAUCGCCUGGAGACGCUUGGGAUGCCUUCUGCACGCGAGUGUCACUGAUCAUCAGAAUGCUGACAAGGCUUUUCACAAACUUCAUGUGGCGGCCCAAGAGCUGAGCGUGAACCACCUCGAAAUAGACGAAGUGGUCAACUGGGACGGCGAGAAGCUUCCAGACCUAGAAGAUGAAUCCCCGAUGGAAGUUGAUCCCAUUCCCGUUCCACCGCAAGCGGUGAGGGACAUCUUUGACAAAGCAACACCUUCGCUUCAUCGUCUGAGGGGAAAUCCUGACGAUCCGGUCGCGCGGAAGGAGAUACACAACUUCAACAUGCUGAUCUCUGACUUCAACGCAGCAGAGAAGGAAGCUUCAGGUGCUGAUGAUUCUGACAUAUCUCCAGACCGCUGGUGUAUUUCUCUACAGUUUUUCGGCACCCAUUUCAACCUCGUCCGGGAUAAUUACAAGAUCCUUCUAAAUGACAGAUCGAACCAAGAAGCCAGGGAUGUCAUCGCUGCCGAAAAGAAAGUAAUCGACGACUUCAUUGAAAGGAAUCACUUUCCGCGAGACUGGAGAGUCCUGCAUGCGGGUGUUUAUUUGCAGGUACAGGACAACGGAGCUGAGGUGGCCAAAGCCAAGAGACUUGCUGAAAGUCAGGCCGUCAUCCAAUACCUGUGGCCCACAGCCCAGGCGGCUGAUGGCUCCCUCAUCAUAGGUGUGCGGAAACAAGGGCAAUUUGGGCACCAGGUGUGCGUUGAGAUGCGGGAAGAAGACGGACGAGUCAUUCGCCGUCUUCAGUCAGCGUCUGAAGCUGGACUCCUGGAGGUGGAAAGGUACCGUCAAAUAGAUGGCUACAAGAAUCUGGCGGAAGGCCAAUCUCAAUGGUCUUGUGAUGAUCGCAACGACUUCGAAGAGCUCCUUUGGGUCACCGAGUCCCACAUAAAGCGCAAGAAUACUGCGGCCAGGAAGAAAAACCCCACCGCAGACUGCUGCGUCAAGUUCCGCACCAAAGGCAUUCAAAUCCUUACCGUCAGUAGCUUCAGCAUGGUCCUUGGUCGUUCGAGUGCGAGAGCCGAGAUCGAGAAGAUCUGUCGGAGAGACAACAUCGCCCCGCCUUGGGACGCCGGCUACAUCAGCGAGUAUUAUGACCCCUCAAGGCUGGAAAAGGACCCCGUUCGUCGCAGGGCUCUGCAGAAUGCUCAGGCAGCUUCUUCCGCCAAAAGACAUUUGGAUGUGCGAAAACAGGGCCUGGAUGAAGCGGCAGGCAAGACUGACCGCACGCCCGAGCAGCAGGAGGAUAGAGUCAGAGGUCUCGAAGAAGAGAUAAUGGAGAUGAAAAAGAUGAUGAUUACACUCACAGAGAACAUAGAAAGCUAGUGGGAUCGGCCAAGGCGUCUGCGCAGCCAAAGAAGGAGUGAGC